UGCCGUAGGCCGAGGACUCCAGCAUCGCCAUUGAGAGAGAGAUGAAGAGAUUGCAAGGCAAAGUCGCGAUUGUUACUGCUUCAACACAAGGGAUCGGCUUCGCCAUCGCCGAGCGUUUCGCUCUUGAGGGUGCCUCUGUCGUCAUCUCCUCCCGCCGGCAGAAAAAUGUUGAUGCUGCGGUGGAGAAACUGCGGUCCAAGGGACUUGAGGUUAUGGGGGUCGUAUGCCAUGUCUCGAAUCUGCAGCAGAGGAAGGAACUCAUAGACAAGACUGUCCAGAGGUAUGGAAAUAUCGAUAUUGUUGUGUCAAAUGCUGCUGUUAACCCGACGGUUGAUAAUAUCUUGGAUAUGAAAGAGACAGUUCUUGAUAAGCUUUGGGAGAUCAAUGUGAAAGCUAGUGUUUUACUCCUACAGGCUGCUGCAUCCUACCUGAAGAAAGGUUCAUCUGUCAUCUUUAUUUCUUCUAUUGCUGGAUACAAUCCAGAGCAAGGGCUGGCUAUGUAUGGGGUUACAAAAACAGCUCUUUUUGGGUUGACAAAGGCCCUGGCUUCUGAGAUGAGUCCAGAUACACGUGUUAACUGUAUAGCUCCAGGAUUCGUGCCAACAAACUUUGCAGAUUUCCUUGUAAGAGAUGAAUUAUUGAGAAAAAGUCUCGAAGAGAAAACGCUUCUCAAGAGGUUGGGGAAGGCAGAAGACAUGGCUGCUGCUGCAGCAUUCUUGGCAUCUGAUGACUCCUCAUAUAUCACAGGAGAAACAAUUGUUGUUGCAGGAGGUACACAAUCCAGACUCUGAUAUCUCUCCUCUCAUUUUCUGUGAGUUUUUAUAGGAAUCUUCAAGACUUCUCCAUCCUACCCCAUAAUCUUAUGAACUCUAAUCAAUAAUGUUUCUGUAAUGAUGAGGUUGCAAAUCUCUAUCUGGAUUGCAAGGAAAUGGACAUAAGCUGCCUUUGUUGUGAGAGUUCUCAAUCUUAGGUUUCUUUUGGGACGACUUUUCUCAUCAUUAAUGGUACAAUCGGGAAGGUUCUCA
Dendrobium catenatum is the source of this 1025-nucleotide messenger RNA. RefSeq names its product tropinone reductase-like 3. Gene Ontology annotation, molecular function: oxidoreductase activity. Lineage: Eukaryota; Viridiplantae; Streptophyta; Magnoliopsida; Asparagales; Orchidaceae. The transcript is spliced from 6 exons. Bases 42 to 791 code for a protein of 249 amino acids. The record is from RefSeq and is a predicted model, not a curated record.